Siniperca chuatsi (mandarin fish) is the source of this 5361-nucleotide messenger RNA. RefSeq names its product zinc finger protein GLI4-like. The record is from RefSeq and is a predicted model, not a curated record. Gene Ontology annotation, molecular function: DNA-binding transcription factor activity, RNA polymerase II-specific; RNA polymerase II cis-regulatory region sequence-specific DNA binding. The coding region runs from base 292 to 4548 and encodes 1418 amino acids. The transcript is spliced from 14 exons. NCBI's taxonomy places the organism in Eukaryota, Metazoa, Chordata, Actinopteri, Centrarchiformes, Sinipercidae. Gene Ontology annotation, cellular component: nucleus. Gene Ontology annotation, biological process: smoothened signaling pathway; regulation of transcription by RNA polymerase II.
CCCGUCUUGUUUCGCAUCCAUGCUGAGGGCGCAGACUCGUUUUGGGAAGGACUUACUUUCCCCACACCCGCGCUGUGCUCCGCGCGCCGUCCUGUAGAUGGGAUUUCAGGGUUGUUGUUUUUUUUGCGGGGGAUUUCUGCGUGGUGCUUUUAUUUCUUCCUCGCUGAGAGAAAAAGUUUGACUUUAAAAAAAAAAAUAAAACGUGAAGAAGGGAAAACGAGGCCGAGGAGUCGAGAGGAGGAGAGCUGUCCGGACAAAAAGUCGAAGAGGGGACACUUUGAGACGUUGGCGAUGGAGACUUCCACAUCGAGAGCCACCGAGAAGAAAGACAAAAUGGACGGGAACGGAUUCUCCGACCUCCCAAAGAAACCCUCACCCUCAGAGACGCGAGCCCCCCACCACAUCUUCCCCACCUUCCACACACCGAUCCCGAUUGACAUGCGCCAUCACGAGGGACGAUACCACUAUGAGCCUCACGCGCUGCACGCCAUGCACGGCCCCGCAGGUUUGGCUGGCAGCCCCGUCAUCUCCGAUAUCUCCCUGAUCCGCCUUUCACCCGCCACCGUGGCAACCGGUGACUCUCCCUUCAGCCCGCCUCACCCGUACGUCAACCCUCACAUGGAGCACUACCUGCGCUCUGUGCACGGCAGCCCCACCCUGUCCAUGAUCUCAGCAGCCAGAGGACUCAGCCCUGCCGACCUGGCCCAUGAGCACUUAAAAGAACGCGGGCUGUUUGGACUUCCUCCUCCUCCUCCAGGGGCGAGCCCAGCCGAGUAUUACCACCUGAUGGCCAGCCACAGGAGCCCCUACGGCGAGCUGCUCAUGCAGGGUGCCGGGGCCACUGCGGGGGCACACCUGUCCGACUACAUCACCCCCAUCGACGUGUCGCGGUUCUCCAGCCCCAGACUGACGCCCAGGCUGAGCAGGAAGAGGGCUCUGUCCAUCUCGCCGCUGUCGGACGCCAGCAUCGACCUCCAGACGAUGAUCCGCACCUCGCCCAACUCGCUGGUCGCCUACAUCAACAACUCGCGCUCCAGCUCGGCUGCCAGCAGCUCCUACGGACACCUGUCGGUCGGAGGACUCAGCCCGUCCUUCCCCUUCCCACAUCCCAUCAACCCCAUGGCCUACCAGCAGCUCCUCUCCCAGCAGCGGGGGCUCAGCGCCUUCGGCCACACUCCGCCUCUCAUCCAGCCUCCGCCCACCUUCUCCAGCCGCCAGCCGGGCCUCGGCCUCUCCUCCCUGCCCACCUCCGCCCACAACAGCGACCUGCCGUCCAAGAACCUCAGCGGUGACUCUGCAGUCAGCAGCACAGUUGACCCCAUGAUCACCAAAAGGUCAAAGGUCAAGAUUGAAGCAGAGGGAUUGAGGCCGUUGUCUCCUUGUUCACCGAACCAUCAUGGCAGCUUGCUGGACUUGAAGGAUGACGUGGACCGGGAUGAAUGUAAGCAGGAGCCCGAGGCCGUUUAUGAGACCAACUGCCACUGGGAGGGCUGCAGCAAGGAGUACGACACGCAAGACCAGCUGGUCCAUCACAUCAAUAAUGACCACAUCCACGGAGAGAAGAAGGAGUUUGUGUGCCGCUGGGAGGACUGUUCGCGGGAGCAGAAGCCCUUCAAAGCUCAGUACAUGCUGGUGGUUCACAUGCGCCGACACACAGGGGAGAAACCACACAAGUGCACGUUCGAGGGCUGCUCUAAGGCCUACUCCCGUCUGGAGAAUCUCAAAACUCAUCUGCGCUCGCACACCGGCGAGAAACCUUACGUCUGCGAGCACGAAGGCUGCAACAAAGCCUUCUCCAACGCCUCGGACCGAGCCAAACACCAGAACCGGACACACUCCAACGAGAAACCCUACGUAUGUAAGAUCCCCGGUUGUACCAAGCGCUACACAGAUCCCAGCUCUCUCAGGAAGCAUGUGAAGACGGUCCAUGGCCCCGAGGCCCACGUCACCAAGAAACAGCGCAGCGACCUGCCGCCGAGGCCGCCGGCGCCCAGGGAGAACGGCGAAAACGAGACGGGUAACAGAGAGAGAAUCCAGAGGGAAGACAAGAUAUCAAACAACAGCUCCCCCAGAGGCAUGGAGGACUACCUGCACGUCAAAUCCAUCAAGACUGAAAGCUCUGUGAUGUAUCAGUCCAGCCCUGGCGGUCAGUCAUCAUGUAGCAGCGAACCAUCACCACUUGGCAGUGCCACCAACAAUGACAGUGGAGUAGAAAUGGCGGCGCACAGCGGGGGAAGCCUGGGGGACCUCACCACCCUUGACGACCUGCCCUUCGUGGAGUCCUUGGGCUGUGAAGAUUCCACCGGCGGGGUCGCGGUGGUCGGUCUCCACUUCCGAAAGCAGCUCGGCACCAGUCAGCGCCUGGAGCAUCUGAAGAAGGAGAAGCUGAAGACAGUGAGGGACUCGUGUCGGUGGGCCAGCAACCCAACACCCCCAGUCCUCGGCACCAAGCUCCCACCCAUACCAGCAAGCGGAUCCCUCCUGGAAAGUCCAAGUAUGGGUGGUGGUCCGGUGUCCUUCCCUGGUUACGUCUUGGGUGAUCUGAGCUCUGGUAAAAUGACUCUGUUGGAAAACCUUUCAGAGCGCCGUGACAGCACCUCCAGUACCCUGAGCUCAGUUUACACCCUCAGCCGCCGCUCCUCAGGCAUCUCCCCUUGCUACUCUAGUCGGCGCUCCAGCCAGGCCUCGCAGUUCGGUGCCAACCGCCCCAGCAACCUUAGCUCUGCUGACUCCUACGACCCCAUCUCUGCUGACAUCUCACGGCGCUCCAGUCAGGCCAGCCAGUGUGGGGGAAGCAGCGGAGGAGCAGGAGGGUGUGGAGGAGGGGGCCCCCUCAGCUUGACCCCAGCCCAGCACUACCGCCUCAAGGCGAAAUACGCUGCUGCCACUGGAGGUGCACCGCCUACGCCUCUUCCAUACAUGGACCAAAUGUGUCUGAAGACCCACACAGCCCUGUAUGGGGACUCCCAGGAAACCUCCACCACCAAUAAAGGCCUGCUUUCCAGGCAGUACAGCAGCUACACCACGCGGAGCCUGAUGCCCCAUGAGGUCCCGUCUAACAUCCCCCGCCGAGCCAGUGACCCUGUGAGACGUGUGGCCACAGAUUAUGUCAGCCGGCCACAAAUGCAACGCUACAACAGCAUGGGCACACUGAGUGGAGGGGUGACCAUGCAGCCCCAUCCGCCUCCAGCAGCAGAUCGCCAGCAAGGCUGCCUGCGAUCAGAUGGUAGUCUCCACCGUUACCCUUACAGCCUGCGACCGCCCAGCAUUUUGGAGAACGUCACCAUGGAGAUGAUAACGAGUGACAUAAGUGACCCUAAGGAAGACCUGAUGCUGCCUGACCUCAGCACUGACAACAGAGACUCAACCAACAGAGUGUCAACCAUUCAACAAGAUUUCCAAGGAAACCCCAAUUUCCAGCAGCAGUCGUACUAUCAGAGAAGGAUGGCUGUCGUGAAUACCAAGGUCUCUUUGGGACAUAUGGAUGCCAGCCAGCACUACUCCAAACUACAGGUCAGAGGGAACCUGGCUGUCCUCCAGCAAAACCAGAACUUUGGAUCUUUUCACAACAAUCUCAGCUGCAACCAGCAGAUGAUUCAAAACUUCAUUAAGACAACGCAGCAGAGAUGCAAACAGCUGAAUACUGAACCAGGAGCAAACUGCUUCCAGCAGCAGAGAUUUCAGCAGUCGUCAAAUCUCAAUGAAGCAAUUAGCUCUCAGUACAGGUUCAACGAAGACAUCAGUCCAUAUGAUAAGAAUGGUAACAACACUGACCCACCUUGUAAUAACACAACAGCAGUCAGUGGGAGAAUACUAAGCCCCACAUGCAAACAGGAGCCAGAUGACAUGGACACUGUUGACAUGCACUUUGCUGAUGCUGGAUUUCAGCCUGUGCAAGUUAAAAUUGAAGACCGUGAUGGAUCAAUCAUGAUUUCAGAUCAGCAGAACUGUAACAUGACCACCCAGAAUCCCUUGCAAACUGGGAAUCAGAGCCAUCUCCAGCCAAGGCCACCAACAGAACCUAAAUCUCUAAACAGGCACCAUUCAGGGCACCCAAGUAAUGCUAACCCGGAUGUUGCUUCCAAAUUACCCAGUAAUGGAGUUUUAGGACUUCAUUGCAGUGACAACUCUGAUGACAAUGCCAUGUACUACACAGGGCAGAUUCAAGUAUUUGAGCCCAACGGGAACUUGGACCACCAUGUUUCUCCUGUGGUGAAUGUACCUCCUUUUGAAAAUGAUGCAGUGUCUUCCAGUUCAGGAAACAACCAGGCGUCAAGGACUGUAGACUGUAAUGCAGCACUGGAGCAGGCACAGAUAGACUUUGACAGCAUGCUGGACGAUGGGGAUCACUCCAGCCUCAUGUCGGGAACCUUGAGUCCAGGUCUGCUCCAGAGCUUUUCCCAGAGUUCCUCUCGCCUGACAACGCCCAGGAACUCGGUCACGUUGCCCUCGGUGCCGGUGGCAACGGGGAACAUGGCCAUCGGGGACAUGAGCUCAUUGCUGACUGCUCUGGCAGAAGAGAACAAGUUCCUCAACUUGAUGUCUUAGCCACAUGUCAUAGCAAACUUUUUCCUCCGACAUAAACAUAUUUGCAGAAUCUUUGAACUCCUGAUGCACAAUAAACAUUCAACCAACUUAAAAUUGAUGUGAUUGUGUGCCAAAAAGCCUCUGCAGUGUGUGGCUCUUCUUUUUUUGUACAGUCUCAUUUGUUAAUUAUUUAAAAUGGCAACUUUCUAUCUUUUUGAAAAGCCAUAUUUUUUUUUUUUGCCUUAGGUAGUAAAUAUGAUGUAAACAACAGAAUUCCUUCAGUUGUUGUACAGGUCUGCAGUAAGAUCAGUUUACUAAGUGCCUGGCUCAGCCAAAACAUAUGCAUGUUGUGCAUAUGUUUACAUUUAAAAAGGUGCAAAUGUAACCAGGUAACUAUCUGAUACCUACAUAUUUGGAAUGUACCAUCACCACCAACUUGUUUUACACUGUAAAUUACUUGAUCUGAAGUUUAUUCUAUAUCAAGUUGCUCAUUUCUGAAAAAACAGUUUGAUCAUAACAUUUUUUUUCUCCAUCAUCAGAGCAUUUCAAGUUUACAGUCACUGUCCUCAGUGAGCCAUUAUUUGAUUGCUGCAAUGCUGUUGAGAUUAACUGUGACAUCUCAGUGUCAGGCAUCAGAGACUUGAUUUGUGACUGAAUUAUGAAACCAUGCAUACAUUGGUUGUGCUCUUGCAGUGAGAAGAUUCAGAAGACAUCUAAGAAAUCAAACUUUUUUCUUUUGUACAUUGUUGAACCAGUUUGUUGUGCUGGUUAAGUGUAAAUAUCAUUUGUACAUUUUUAAGAAAUACAAUAUUGACAUUGAUUUUUUUAAACAAA